Messenger RNA from Closterium sp. Naga37s-1, 4452 nucleotides. The record is from the annotation of a GenBank genome assembly. NCBI's taxonomy places the organism in Eukaryota, Viridiplantae, Streptophyta, Zygnematophyceae, Desmidiales, Closteriaceae.
AUGACACUAUGCCUCCUAAGCGUGCUUCUAUUGCUGCUAGUAGUCACCGUGGAAUACGGCGACGAUGACGACGACGACGACGACGGGGGCGUCGCGCGUUCGUCGCGGACGCGCAUUACCGGCAGCUAUGAUGACCUGGACGACGGGACACGUGGCAGCGGGGGGUUGGACGACUUCUGGGGGCUGGGUCAGCAGGGGCAGGGGCGUUACUGCCGGGAGCGAGGCCAGCUGGCGGUGUGCCGGCCGCCCGACGCUGUGAUUAUAGCGGAGGUAAGCGGAGAUGCGACUCGUAGCAGUGUGCCAGCCACCCGAGGCUCUGCUCCGCACCUGCUCUGCUCCGCGCCUGCUCUUCUCCGCACCUGCUCUGCUCCCAUCAGCCAACCUCACCACUCCCGGCCCUUACUUGUGUUCUCUCCCUCUCCUCCCUCCUCUUCUCCACCUCCUCUGCCUGCUCCCCUUCGUCUCCCCUCCUUCCAAGGCGAUCUGUGCUCGCAUCUGUCGUCCCUCUGCGCCGCAGCCGCCCUGCUGCCAGCAGCCAACCUCACCGCGCUCGCCCUCUGGUUCCCCGACGCUGCCAUGUCUUCCCCCACUCCCAUUCACCCUCCCUUCCCCCUCUUUCACCCCUUGUUUUCCCAUUUCCUCCGUUUUCCCCCCGGCGAUCUGGGUUCGCGGCUAUCAUCCGUCUGUUCCGCGGCCGCCCUGCUGCCAGCAGCCAACCUCACGGCGCUCGCCCUCUGGGUGCCCGAUGCCUACAUGCCGCACAUCCGCUUCUCCGACCUCUUCACUCUAACUGCCGCUGCCGCUGACGCCUCUGGUACCCCCCCUCCUCCUGAUGUGGAAGGGCGGACCUUGCGUGCUGCUGCUGGGGGGGCCGGGGGGAGCGGGGAAGGGCUAAGCAGUGGUGGUGGAGUGGAGGCAAGAGGGGGUACGGACCUUGGGAAUGUCACAGAGGGAGGAAUGGGAGCCAACAGCAGCAGCACUGGAGGCGGGGGCGGCAGUGGCAGCAGUGGUAGCAGCGGUGGUGGUGUUGGUGGUGGUGGUGGUGGUGGUGGUGGUGGUGGUGGUGGUGGUGGUGGUGGUGGUGGUGGUGGUGGUGGUGGUGGUGGUGGUGGUGGUGGUGGUGGUGGUGGUGGUGGUGGUGGUGGUGGUGGUGGUGGUGGUGGUGGUGGUGGUGGUGGUGGUGGUGGUGGUGGUGGUGGUGGUGGUGGUGGUGGUGGUGGUGGUGGUGGUGGAAGCAAGGGAAGGGGUGCGGGGCGGUUUGUGUGGGUAGAGGAGGCGAAUGAGACGGCUGCUCACUGGCGUCAGUUCCUCGCACUCACCCACCGACCGGUAAGAAUCGAGAGGCCUCUCGUCUUACUGGCCCCCCUAUUCACGCCCUUUCUCUUGGCACCCCACUCUUUCCUUUUUCCAGGCUCCAUUCCCCCCCCCACUGCACCUGUUCCCGCCUGCCCAUCUGCCCGCCUGACCACCUGCCCGCAUUCAACCCCCCCACCCCACCCUUCUUCCCCCUUGUCCGUCCGCCUUCUCUCCCUCGCCCUGCCACGCCCAUGCCAGGUGACCAUCCGCGGGUGUCAGAAGCGGGGCGCCUCUCAGAAUGCCACUGUUGCCUCGCUCACGCUCAGCCUGUACCUCUCGCCCGCCUCCAUCAACUGGCUUGUGGACGCGGUGAACCCAUGUGCAUUCGAACGCCGCAUGGCGGCAUGCAUGGCAGCGCUGCAGCCCGCCCCGCCUGUGGCCGAUCUGCUCCUGCAGGAAGAUGUCGGCCGCCUCAAGUCCGCCCUUGGCCUCUACCUCGAUGACCUCUCACUGGACGGCUGUCCCGGGUGCCCCAUAUCCGCCACCUCCUCUCCCCACCUCUGUGCCACGCGCCGCCUCGCCAUGUCCUUUCUCAAGCGCCCCUCGCUAGAUUUCGCCCUCGCCGCCCGCACCGCCCUCAACGCCGCCCGGAUUUCCGACACCUUCCACCCCUCCCGCUCGCCGUUCGUGCUGCAAGCCACCCAAUCGCGCGCUGCCACGUGUCCCAAGGGGGAGAGGGCGGAUUUGGGGAAAGUCGGGGUGGAGGAGUGGAGGAAGGGAGGUGGAGGGGGGGGAGGAGGAGGAGGUAACGGAGGAGGAGCCGGAGAAGUGGGGGAAGGAGUGGAUGGGAACGGUGCUGCUGUUGCGGAUAAUGGAGUAAGGUUAAUAGUGGGAGGGAAUGGAACGGGAGGGGGAAACGGGACGGAGGUGAGGCAGCUGCUUAGGAAGAAGAGCCUGUCACCUGAUGAUCUCAUGCUCUGUGUCCGCCUGCAGGCAGUGGAGCUGUUUGCGCUCAGCAUGACCCGAGGACUCAUCGCCCUGAAGGCCGGCCUGGCCUCGCCACAAGCCAUGUUCAUCGCCGCCCACGGCGCCGCCCGCUCCGACCUCUUCCGCGUGCAGCGCCCCGUCUGUGACUCACCGCUCCUGCUGCCGCUCACCCAGCAGAAGCUCGCUCGCUUCACCAUCAUCGAAGAGUCCCUGAAGCUGGUCUACUGCGCAAUCCCCAAGGUGGCGUGUAACUCGUGGCUCAUGUGGCUCAGGGCGCGCCUGGGCCUGCCCAACCCAGAGGACCCGCUGCUGGCUCUCAACGAGAAGGAGUGGGGCUUACACGAGCUGGCUUUGGACUUCACAGAAGAACAGGCGAUCCGCCUUAUGACCCGCCCGGACUUCUUCAAGUUCACCUUUGUGCGCAACCCCUUCUCGCGCAUUGCCUCGGCCUAUUCCAACAAGCUCGUACGCACCGACCGACCCAAGCUCAAGACCGGCACCGGCUGGGGCACCCGCCAGUACUGGAGCAACGCCUUCUUCCACGCAGUGAAGCCCAUGUACGAGGCAGUCAAGGACAGCACAGGGCUUGUCUCCUUCCCGGAUUUCGUCCGCCUUGUUGGCAAGCUGCUGGCCAGUCACCGCGCUGACAUGGAUCGCCACCUGGCGCCACAAGAAGACAUCUGUGCGCUGGGCUCCAUCAAGUACGACUUCGUGGGGCGAUUCGAGCACCUGGAGGAGGAUGUCGAGACGGUGGUCGACAGGUUCGGCGGCGAGCACCUGGACGUGUUUAGUGUUCCUACUGGUGCCACGGCGGUGCUCUCUCCAUCCACAUCAGCGUGCACGAAGCCUGCCACGUCAUCAUCGCUGUCAUCAGCACAGCAGGCGCCGUCUGAGGGGAGGAAGAUAUCCUGCGAGGACAUUCAGCUGGUGCAGAACCUGAUCGAGCGGUGCUUGCAGCUGUACAUGAGUCAGAGGGAGGUGGUGUCCACGCUGCAGUACCAGGCCAAGAUCGAACCAGGCUUCACCAAACUCGUUACCACCCCUUGUUCUCCACCCCUCCCCACCCGCCUCCACCACUCUCCAUCCCUUUCCACCCCUCUCUGCAACCACUCUCCACCCCUCUCCACCGCAGUUUGGCAGAAGCUGGAGGAGCAGAAUCCCGACUUUUUCCUUUGGCAGAAGCUGGAGGAGCAGAAUCCUGACUUCUUCCGCUCGUACCACAUGCGGCUGCGCCUAAAGGACCAGAUCCACCAUUUGGCAGAAGCUGGAGGAGCAGAAUCCCGAAUUUUUCCGUUCCUACCACAUGCGGCUGCGCCUAAAGGACCAGAUCCACCAGUUCAGCACACUCCACCCUGUUACCACCCCGUGUUCUCCAUCCCUCUGCACCCCUCUCCACCCCUCUCCACCGCAGUUUGGCAGAAGCUGGAGGAGCAGAAUCCCGACUUUUUCCGUUCCUACCACAUGCGGCUGCGCCUAAAGGACCAGAUCCACCAGUUCAACGCCCUGCUUGAACAGCACGCCCAUGCCGCCCUCCCAGUGAGUGAGGAUGGAGAGGAGUGUGAGGAUGGAGAGGAGUGUGAGGAUGGAGAGGAGUGUGAGGAUGGUGAGGAAUGUGAGGAUGGAGAGGAGUGUGAGGAUGGUGAGGAGUGUGAGGAUGGUGAGGAGUGUGAGGAUGGAGAGGAGUGUGAGGAUGGAGAGGAGUGUGAGGAUGGAGAGGAGUGUGAGGAUGGAGAGGAGUGUGAGGAUGGAGAGGAGUGUGAGGAUGGAGAGGAGUGUGAGGAUGGAGAGGAGUGUGAGGAUGGAGAGGAGUGUGAGGAUGGAGAGGAGUGUGAGGAUGGAGAGGAGUGUGAGGAUGGAGAGGAGUGUGAGGAUGGAGAGGAGUGUGAGGAUGGAGAGGAGUGUGAGGAUGGAGAGGAGUGUGAGGAUGGUGAGGAGUGUGGUUGGAAGGGGUAUGAAGGAGAGACGUCGAAUGGAUGCACGGCGCAGCUCCCCCUUUCAUGCACCCACACGCAGCCGCCGCCGCAGCAGCAGCAGCAGGGCACCACCCCCACCACCCGCACCACCCCCCCCACAUGCUCCACCACCCCUACUCCAUGCUUCCCCCAGGCCAGCAUCCCCCCCACAUGCCCCCCCACGUUCCCCCAGGCGCGCCCAUGCCUCCCCCCAUGA